UGUGCCGUUUCUUUGUAAAUGAAUACAUUUUUCAAAAAUGUUCAAUAUGUAUAUAAUGUGUAAAUUAAUUGUAACAUUUUCUUCAUUUCAGGCAUAAGCUCAGAAAAAAUGGAAAGAAACUAACCUCUUGCCUUUCAUCUGCCAGUCCUUACUUACUACCCACCACAUGUUCACACCCCCACAAGACACACACUUGCCCAUUAUCACUCAGUGAGACAGAAAAAACCCCAAGAGGAGCUUAUUGUGUUUUUCAGUGCAAUAAGUGUAACAAUGGAUAAAAACUUUGAAUCCAAGCUGCUGCUGCUGAUGCUGUUCAUGAAUAUUACAGUUUCAGUAUCAGCUAUCCAGCACGUGAAAGUGUCAUGCCGUAAUGAGAUCUGUGCUCUGAAGGAGUCAUCUGUGAACCUGAUGUGUUCGUACUCAAAUAUCGUCAUCACCACUGGCUUCUGGUUCAGCCUAAAGGACAAAGCUAAAUGGAGGAAGGAGGAACAGCCAGAGGACUUAGCUUUAGACUCAGACUAUGCAGGACGUGUGAGCUACACAGAAAUGACAAACUUCAGCUCGACUCUUACAAUAACAGACCUGAGAGAGAGAGACUCAGGGGAAUAUCGCCUCAUGUUCUUUACGGAUAAAGGAGAGAAAUAUCUGAGCUCAGCUGGAGUUACUCUAACAGUUACAGACCUGCAGGUGACCCGUGACUCCACAGAACAAUCUCUAACCUGCCGCACUUCCUGCCUUCUGACAUUUGCUCUUCACCGGUACUACUGGUACAGGAAUGGACAUUUCUUCAACAAUUACACAGACAACAUGGAAACAUUCCCUUUAAGAAAUGCCGAAGAAGGCAGUUACUCCUGCUCUGUUCACGGCUAUAAUGAGAUUCUCUCUCCUCCACUGUGUGUUGGCAGGAACUGUUGGAGUGUGACCUACCCAGAGAAAAGAGUCUGUGCUUUGGCAGAGUGUCAGUGAAGUAUUCUGGUAUUAUGUUCAGUCCAUUGAACACUUACAGGCCCUGAAGCAGGAAAAACAGAUUGAUAAUCUAGUUAAAUAUAUGGAUGAAGACAGGAACUGCACUUUGAAAAUGAAAAACCUGACAAAGAAAGACUCGGGAGAAUAUUGCCUUAGUUUUCUUAGUAAUGAUGGCAAAAGAUUCCCUGGUAGACCUGGAGUGGUUCUGAGUGUUACAGAUCUGCAGGUAAGAGUGAGUCACUCUGCAGUGGCAUCAGAAGGACAGACUACAGUAACGCUGAGCUGUAUCACCUCCUGCACUCUGUCUAACAACCCCACUUACAUGUGGUACAAGAACGGACAGCCUGUUACUAGCAAUCUCACCAAACACAACAAGCUCUACCUGAUCUCCAGUGAAGAUGCAGGCAACUACUCCUGUGCCGUGAGAGGACAUGAUGAUCGCCACUCUUCUGAACAAACUGUGACACGUGAUGAGGAGAGCUCAACUGAGGUGUCGAAGCUGCAUGCUGUAUGGGGAGCCGCUGCACUCAUUCCUGCUCUGCUUCUCUCUCUUCUUACUGCCGUUCUGUGCAUUAAGAGGAAGAGAGGAGCAGAGAGAGACACAGACAUUCAGAGUUUUGCUAUGGCUGAAGAUGAUACAUAUACAGCAACAAACUCCAUUUCUAUGUUUCCGGAUUAUGACACUCUGCAAAAUGAUCAAGGCUCUGCCAGUGGCACUUACACAACCCUGAACCCUGCAACCAUGUCCUCUGAUUAUAACACACUAAGGAAUGAUCAAGGCUCUGUCAGUGGCACAUACACAACCCUGAACCCUGCAACCAUGUACUCUGACUAUGAUACACUAAGGAAUGUUCAAGGCUCUACCACUGACACUUACACAACCCUGAAUCCUGCAACGAUGUCCUCUGAUUAUAACACGCUGAGGGAGGGAGGUGUCUGACUCAGCAAGAGGAGAAAUAUCUCAUAACUGGAGAAUGAUAACUAACAGUUAGUUACUUUACAUUCAGCACCAUGCAUAGCACAGGAAGGAUGUAUUUGGAUUUCAUCCCCUGAGGACACAUCCCCACAGUGAAGCAUGGUGGUGGUAGCUUCAUGUUGUGAGUUGCCCUUGGCAUCUUGUUUGCUUCUAUAUCUAGUCCCCUCUUUACUCAGUCAAUGGCUUUUGGUAUACGGCGUCCUCCAUACGUUUCUUCACUUCACUGCUUCACGGGAAAGUCAAUAAACAAGUCCUGCAGUGAUGCUCAAGGAGCAAUAGGUAAUUUAAAAAAAAAGAUUUCUAUUUAUCUAUUUUGUAUUUCAAUCUUUAAUUUGUUGCAUUUUUAUCAGUUUUGUAAUACUCAGUAUACGCAGUAUAAAUAAAGUUUAUUAAUGUUUUGUUGCAUUUUUAGCCAUUAUCUAUCCAUAGUUAGUCCCAGUGCUGGUUUCAACACAAAUUACAGACCUUGCGUCAUUUGCAUGCCAUUUCAUGACACCACAGUUGAAAAUUGUGUUUGGUCAAAUCGAAAUAUGAUAUUAAUAACUAUUUAAAUUACAAUAUCAGUGUAAUCUCAUAUGAUUAAACUGCACAUCAUUUGGUAUCAGAAGAAAUUGCAUGCAAAAAGGAAAAAACAUGGUAGAGCAAUAUGUUCAAAAGAUAUGUCACAAAUAUCUUAUGGCAUUGUUAGACAGAAAGUGUGUUGAAAAGUGAUUAAAUAGAAUUAAACAGGAGGAAUGUGAGUUUUAAUGUGAGAAAACAUUCAACAUCCUCCAACUGCAAGCUAGUUGCAUAUACAGGCCAUAAGAUGGUGCCAUUGGCCAUUGAGUUAAAGAGAAUGAUACAGGAUUGAGUACAUCUCAAUCAUAAUCAUGAAAAAUAAUCAUAAUCAUGAAAUCAUACAGCAGGAUACACCAGUAAUACAAUUAGUAGCACAAUUACUACCUUAUAAAGCCAGGAAUGGAGAACAACUCAAAAUUCAUCUGAGAUUCAGACUACAAUGUUUAUCUGUUUGUGAGUAUCUAUGAAUAUAUUAAGGAUGUAACAAAAUACCACUAUCUGUAUCUGUUUAGUGCUCUAAAUAUCUGUAUCUGUAUUCAAGUUUAAACCUGAAGUGCACCUGGAAAGGGUUUUUUGUUUGGUUGGUUUUGUUUUUUUAUGAACCCUACCACUAUGACCACAGAAACUCUGAAAACACUGAAAGUGUGACAGUUCCUCAACCUCAGCUACAUCACUCAAGUUCAAGUAUAAUUAUCAUAAUUCUUGUAUAUGUAUAUAUAAUCAUAAUUCUUCUUCCAAAUAUAAGUUUAAAAAAUAUCUCGAAAUAGUUUUAAUACUCAUUUCAAGCUUUACAUUUUCUUGUUGUAUUGGCAUAUAAUUUUGCUUCUUUCUACAAAUAAAUGCUUAAAAUUAGCAAAAUUAUAUGCCAAUAGAACAAGACUAUUUCAAGACUAUUAGUAAAAAUGUCUAGAGCUAGGUUUUAUUAAUCUUAUAUUUGUUUUGUUGUAAUCUUGUAAUAGGAAAUACCAGAUAAAUUUGACUAU
This is a messenger RNA of Pangasianodon hypophthalmus (striped catfish), 3483 nucleotides long. RefSeq lists its product as uncharacterized. NCBI's taxonomy places the organism in Eukaryota, Metazoa, Chordata, Actinopteri, Siluriformes, Pangasiidae. The transcript is spliced from 13 exons. The coding region runs from base 1049 to 1906 and encodes 285 amino acids. The record is from RefSeq and is a predicted model, not a curated record.